Molecule: messenger RNA, 10603 nt
Organism: Peromyscus californicus insignis
Lineage: Eukaryota; Metazoa; Chordata; Mammalia; Rodentia; Cricetidae
Gene: Tmem45b
Product: transmembrane protein 45B
Exons: 5
Coding region: 766-1602 (278 amino acids)
Source: RefSeq, a predicted model, not a curated record
CCUCUAAAGGCUUUUACACUGAACUCAAUAUUUCCCUGUCCUCCACUUCUCCCACACCAUUUCUUUUUAACGCAGCCUCAGGGCCAGCCGUCUUCUCUGCAUCCCUAAAUUACCUGACAUACAAUAAUACUACAGUGAUGUAAAAGCUUUUCACAUAAAAAGAGUUGAUCCUUGUUGGUGCGGCUCAUAACUUGCAAUCAAUUUUGCUUCUGGAGGGGAUGGUUUUUUUGAGGCAGGAUCUCAUGUAGCCUAAGCUGGCCUUUCAUUCCCUAGGUUGGUGAGGAUGACCUGGACCACUAGAUUCUCUGCUUUCCACCUCCCAAGUGCUAGGAUUGUAGGCAUGCAAUGUACCACCACCAUGAUGGGCUCAAACUACAUAGAAUGGAAAGACUUUUCAUUCAUGCAAAACAGCCGGGCAUGUUGGUGUAUCCUUGUGAUUACAGUGCUAGGAAGAUAGGCAGAUCUGUAGAGCUCACUAGCCAGCCAGCCUACCAUGGUGGGCUCCAAGCCAAUGAGAGGCCUUGUCUUAGAGCGAGGUGGAUGGUACUCCUGAGAAGCAAUACCUGGGGCUGCCCUCUGGCCUCUACACACAUACCCACAUGGAUGCCACACACACACACACACACACACACACACACACACACACACACAUAUACAUACACAUACAUACAUACAUGGGGCUCUAUGUGUCUAUAUGUAUUUAUAUGUCUUCCUCAUUCAGUUACCUGACAGUUGUCCCCAUCUUUUAGGUGUCCUAAAACACUGAUGGCAAACUUUAAGGGCCACGCUCUCCCAGGGAGUUUCUUUCUGCUGUUUGGACUAUGGUGGUCAGUGAAGUACCCACUGAAGUACUUUCAUCAAAGGGGCCUGAAGAAGAACAGACUGAGCCAGCAGCAACAGCGUAUUGAGAUCAUUGAAGGUGCAGUCAAGACUUUGUUCGCAGUCAUUGGGAUCCUGGCAGAGCAGUUUGUUCCUGAUGGGCCUCACCUCCACCUCUACCAUGAGAAUCAAUGGACAAAGCUAAUGAAUUGGCAGCACAGCACCAUGUACCUGUUCUUUGGUAUCUCAGGACUCAUCGACAUGCUCACCUACCUUUACUUCAACAUUGUGCCCCUGGGGGUAGACAGAGUGGUUUUAGCUAUGGCAGUAUUCAAUGAAGGUUUUCUCUUCUAUUACCACGUUCACAACCGACCUCCACUGGACCAGCACAUUCACUCACUCCUGCUGUUUGCUUUGUUUGGAGCAAGUAUCAGUAUCUUACUGGAGGUGAUCUUACGGGAUAAUAUUGUGCUGGAGCUUUUCCGAACCAGUCUCCUUAUUCUUGAGGGAACCUGGUUCUGGCAGAUUGGAUUUGUCCUGUUCCCCCCAUUUGGAACACCAGAAUGGGACCAGAAAGACAUGGACAAUGUCAUGUUUAUUACCAUGUGCUUCUGCUGGCACUAUUUGGUUGCCCUUUGCAUCACAGCUAUCAACUACUCUCUUGUUUACUGCUUUCUGAGUCGGGUGAAGAGACACGCAGAAGGAGAAAUCAUUGGGAUUCAGAAGCUCAAGUCUGACCACACUUACCAGUCAGCCCUUUUGAGUGGCUCGGAUGAGGAGUGACAUCAGGCCUUGGGGAAGUGGAGACCUCACAUCCUUUGUGAAUAGCUAGAGUGAAUGCAGCAUGUCCCCUCUGCUUUCAGGCUUGGUUUAGCGUGCUCUUAGCGCUCCCUAUUUGCAUCCUUCAUCUAAUACAAAGCUAGAGGCUCCGAUACAGGAAAAUAGACCUCAGGUGUUUUUUAUGUACUAUGCUAUUUGGAUAUUUAAGUAUAAUUGAACUUACAAAGUCUGUAUUAGAGUAAUACCAUUCAUACAGAAAAAUGAACACCUUUCAGUAGCAAGCCUGUUCUUGUAGAGGAAUUGCUGUAAGACUCUGAACACCUCCAACAGGAAGGACGUGACUGUGUGGAUGAAGUGAACUGUGACUCUGACAGGACAUUACAUGCUGCUUCGGAUAAUUUGCCCCUCUUCUCUCAAUCACACAGGUCCUUUCUUCUCAGAAAUGUGUCAGGACGUAGGGAAUGACAGACAGUGCCUUCAAUUCAGAGUCAAAUUCUAACAUGUUUUUAAAUAAUAAAGAAACUCACGAGCUUUUAUUGGUGAAAUUAUUAAGGCAACUCCACGAUAACUUCAGCUGCAAGCUUUGGUAUUUGAAGUGUUAACAUUUAAAAUAUUUUCUAGUAAGUCAUACCAGAGUACUGCAUUUUGGCUUUGAUUAGAGAUAAAAUUAGGUGAAAGAGAAUUUUCUUAUAUUAAGUAGCUAGUUCAUAGUUCAUAGCUCAGCUGAGAGCUGAAACUCCAUCUGAUUCCUCAACAUUAUGCCAUUGAGGGACAUUAUAUAGCAAGUCUGUACCCCCUAGAUAGAGGGGGGAAAUCAGUUUAUCGAAGGCCUUCAAUUUUAAAACAGCUAAAACCAAAAGGUAAGGAUUUUGAAUUCUUAAUAUAGACUUGAUGUUGUGCUAUUGAUUCUGGAGGUUUUGUUUUGUGUGGUUUAUUUUUUAUAACUUUCCUCAACAAGUAUUUAUUAAACAUCCUAGCACUGAAAUGUUUGCAAGGAUUAAUGAGAUGUCCAUCAAGGAACUGACAGUAUAAUGUAAGAGAGAACUCCUGAGGCUAUUGUUAGGCAGUGUGAUGGGCACUCUUAAGAAGUGCAGGGGCUGGGGCUGAGAAAUGGCUCAGAGGUUAAGAGCACUGGCUGUUCUUCCAGAGGACCUGAGUUCAAUUCCCAGCAACCACAUGGUGGCUCUCAACCAUCUGUAAUGAAAUCUGGUGCCCUCUUCCGGCCUGCAGGGAUAUAUGCAGGCAGAACUCUGUAUGCAUAAUGAAUAAAUCACACACACACAAAAUAAAAGUUCAGGGGCAGGCUGGGUGGUGGUUGUGGCAUCACAUGCCUUUAACCUCAACACUUGGGAGGCAGAGACAGCUGGUCAAGGCCAGCCUGGUCUACAAAUUGAGUACCAGGACAACCAGGAGCUACACAGAGAAACCCUGUCUCAAUAAAUAAAUAAAUAAAUAAAUAAAUAAACAAACAGAACAGCAAACAAACAAACAAAAGUACAGGGGCUGGAGAGAUGGCUCAGCAUUUAAGAGCACUUACUGCUUUUCCAGAGGACCCAGGAUUGGUUUUAAGCACCCACAUGGCAGCUCACCACCAUCUAGAACUCCAGUUCCAGGGGAUCUGUUAUUCUCUUCUGACCUCCAGGGGCAUCAGACACACAUGUGGGGCACAUACAUACAUGCAGGCAAAACACCCACACACAUAAAAUUCAAAUAAAUUAACCUUAAAAAAAAAAAGGACUACACACAAACCACAGAGGAAGGAGCGGAGGAGAAAUGGCGAGUUGGACCUUUAGAAAAGGUCCACCAGGCCUAGAAAAUAGUAUAUACAGAGCCACAACACAACAUGGGGGACUAAACAUACACAUUAGUUCCUGUGUCAAAAGGGGCUUCUGUGCUGACUGAAGUUGAAGGGUCUUCAAGAGCAAGUAACAGCCUUCACUGUGCAGCAUCCUGUGAUGCUGGGAUGCACUCCAUCUCAGCAGAGCCUCACAACCCUCUGUAAUUUAAGCAUGCGAUGUCCUCCUGAGGUUGGUCAGCAUAAGGACAAAUAGCUACAAACUGGCAAAACCCAUCAACACUAUGACUUGAAAGUCUGUUGUCUUUCUCACAUUCCAUACCCCGUCCCCUCAUAAACAACCAACAGAGGUACUUUACAGAAAGUUCUUCAGGUUAGCUAGCUGGGCUGCAGAAAGUCUCAUGUAGGAUCAAGAAUAACUUGAAAACAUUAAGUAUGAGAGAACUCUUGGGCUCCCUUUUCAAGGGUCCUCUUGGUUUGACAGCUGAGCAAGAACCCAACUCAUUCAUCAGAUAUUUAAAGACCCAUUCACCAGUAACAAUACAAAAUUGGUUCUUUCCUCAGGUCCAGGUUGGAAAAGGAACUUAUUUCCUGUUUUAUUUUCAUAGAAAAAGAUGUACUUGAGACUUUUUAUAUUGGCAGAACAAAGAAACAGUAUUCUUGAGGGACUGUCAUACAAUUAAAUAUAAAAUAUUAAAAUUUAUUUUUGUAAUUAGAACAACUCCAGCCAAGCACUCAGCCAAAAUCCUGGAGUUCAGCAGAAGAGGGAGGAGGGAUUAUAAGAGCAAGGGGGUUCAGAAUCAUGAUGGGAAAAACCACAGGAAUAGCUGACCCAAGCUAGUGGGAGCUCAUGGACUCUGAACUGACAGCUGGGGAACCUGCAUGGGACCAAACUAGGCCCUCUGAAUGUGGGUGAAAGUUGCAUGGCUUGAUGUGUUUGUGGGUCCCCUGGCAAUGGAACCAAGAUUUGUCCUGGGUACACGAACUGGCUUCUUAGAGCCCAUUCCCUAUGGUGCGAUGCCUUACUCAGCCUUGAUGCAGGUGAGAGGGGCUAGGUCUGGCCCUAACUUGGUAUGCCAGCCUAUGUUGACUACUAAGGGAGGCCUUACCCUCUCUGAGGAGGGAAUGGGGGUGGGCUGAGGGUAGGUGUGGGGUAGCAGAAGAGGAAGGAGAGGGAACAGGGGUUGGUAUGUAAAAGAAAAAAAUUUUUAAAUAAAAAAUUUUAAAAAAUUAUUUUUGUAUCUUGUGGUAGCCCACAAAAGCUUCCUGGUGAGAUCUGCACUUGCUUGACACAGCAGGGCUGCAUUAGGGAAUGGCUUGACCACGUGCACGGUCACCAGGUGGCUGGGAUGGUUUGCUCUUGGCUGUGCUGAGGGGAGGUCUUUUGCUCCACCACUUGGCAUUCCUUUAAAAGCCCUUUAGAAGAGACAGAAGGGGCUGGUGGGUUUUGACCCAGGCCCUCCUGAAGCUAUCCUAUGUUUCUAACUGUCUCUCUCUAAAUUUCUAUCUACAGACUUCUCACUUCUCCCUCCUCAAGAGUACCCUGCAGGAAAAAGAGGGAGCUGGUUUCACUCAAAUGGUGCCUGAACAGGGACCAGGGACUUGGUGAAAGGAGGGUUAGAGGGCCCCGUGGGAAGUUAGGACAUGUCCGGUUAUGGAAAUUAAAGCAGGGGUAAUCUAUUUUCGAGAGUGAAAGGGGCUGAAAGAUGCCCAAGUGAGGCUGCAGCGUAUAUUUCUCUCUAUCAAGGUUUUUCUUUUUUUUCUCUCUCUCUUAAAAUUCUAUCUAUAAAAAUUAAGGAAAAAAAGUAAGGUAGAAUUUAAGAAUAUAGUGUAAAAGAAAAAAUUUAGAGAAAGGUAGAUUAAGAAUACUGGGUAAGAAAAUAAGAUAAGCAACAAGAUGGAAGAACUAUGUCCUUGAUUUUCCAACUAUGGAGCUAUGAACGCAAAAUCCUGGGGAGCAUCAGAAAAAUCUAUUGAAGAGGAGAAAAAAUGGACAGAAAAAAAGAUUCCUAUGGAAGCUUUUGGCCUGUGGACAGUUUAAGUCCCAAACAGCAGAGGAAAGAAAUUUUCCCUGAGGUGAAUGUAGAUGAAAUAAAAUUUUCACUCUGCUGACACUGCCAUGGUAUAGAAACACCGUACCAUCAGAAUUAGUUUCCUCUUGACCAUGAAGUCAAAAGUUUAGAGAAGAGAAGUCUUGAGAAAACUUGGUAGUCUUUCUCUCUCAAAAACUCAAAGCUUUCUUGGGAAAUACUUAAUCUCUCUUUAAAAAAACUAAAAAGCCUUUCAGGUCUUUGCUUCUCAGAUUUUCUCUUUCUGUAAAGACAAAAUUAGAUUCACCCGUUAAUGACAUCUAUGGAAAAAUCACCUGUGGAUUGCUCUAACAUGGAAAAUUCUCUGUUAGCACUGUCUCUUUCAAGCUAAUAUUAGAAAAACAGCAGAUACUUCAGACCCUAGCCAGAAAUCCCCCUGCAGCUAGAACCUAGCCAUAGACGCUCAGGAAAGUGCAGGCGGAGGAAUCAGUAAAGCCGAGCUGCCGUGGUGGCAUCAGGGGCUUUAAUCAGUAAAGCCGAGCUGCAGUGGUGGCAUCAGGGGCUUUAAUCAGUAAAGCCAAGCUGCAGUGGUGGCAUCAGGGGCUUUAAUCAGUAAAGCCGAGCUGCAGUGGUGGCAUCAGGGGCUUUAAUCAAUAAAGCCGAGUUGCAGUGGUGGCAUCAGGGGCUUUGUAGCUGGGGAAGGAGAUAAGCUAUGACAAAACCAAGAACUAUCUGGGAGAAAAGCUCUCUUUUCUAGCAGGGAAGACUUCUCUGAAAAAGCUUAGUUUCAAGUGUUUUUGUUUUCCCUCACUGACCUGGUGAGGAGAGGGAGUGAAGACCUGAAGGGUUUUUGCCUCUGGCAAUAAGUGCUGUCUGAGUGUGUGCAGGCAGACAGAGCAAUCUGCUUGGGGACAGGGUCAGGUGAAAGGUACGUUUAGGAAAGUACACCUGUCCUAAUGUAAGCUUAGGGAAAACAAAAACCUCCCUUGAUUAAAAAAAAAAAAAAAAAAAGCAGAAUCUUGAUUUCAGUAUGAACAUAAACCACACAGACUGUGUAAACAGAAAUGAGAAGUGUGGCAUACCUGAAAGGCAACCUGGGAAAUGUAGUUCAAAAGGCAGUCUGGGAAACGUAGUACAACUAUAUAUUGUUUGCUCUUGAAUAUGUUUGUAAUAAGUAUAAAUAAGUAUGCUUGUAAAGAGUUGUAAAUAUGCCAGGCGGUGGUGGUGCAUGCAUUUAAUUCCAGCACUCAGGAGGCAGAGCCAGGCGGAUCUCUGUGAGUUCGAGGCCAGACUGGUCUACAGAGCAAGAUCCAGGACAGGCACCAAAACUACACAGAAAAACCCUGUCUCGAAAACCACCCCACCCCCCCAAAUACAAACAAACAAACAAACAAAAGAGUUGUAAAUAUGUAUAGUGAUGUAAGUUUGUAAGAAGUGUAAAUACAUAUAGUAAAUAGUCAUGCUAGUUGUAAAUAUGUAAUGUUUAUACUAGAAUUGUUGAUGCUAAUGAACCAGUUUGUUAAAAGCUAAAGGAACAUUUAAAUUUGAUGUAAUUUAUAUGAUGUGGUUUGCAACAAGAGUUUAUUGAUUUAAAAAGGGCCUGGCACUGUUAUAGCCAUCUCAAGACCCAUUCAAAAAAGAAAUGCCAUCUUUAUCAUCUUCUACUCCUGUACUAGGAGGUGUGGCAGCUAUGGAGAUGAGGUUGUAAGCUCAAUAGGAACUUGGGCCAGAGCUAAGUUAAGCUCAGUACCCCCUCCUACCAGAGGCUGAGAGUCAGGGAUGAGCAACAUUCUUCUUUCCAGCUUCCCAACCUAAGCCAGAGGGCACUUGAUAUAAAGUGUAUCUUCAAGACAGGUAAGGGUUGUCUGGCUGAAGGGGGUGACUUAAGGCAGAUAUGUUUCUAACUGUCUCUCUUCUCUAUAUUUCUAUCUACAGACUUCUCACUUCUCCCUCCUCAAGAGUACCCUGGGGGAAAAAAGAGGGAGCUGGUCUCCCUCAGUAUCUCUAACCAGUGGUUUGGGGUACCUUUAUUGAAAGAUCAGCCCUGGCAAAACAUUCUUAAACAGUGUUAAAGUACAAGCCAUGGGGCUGGAGAGCACCUCCUGUUCUUCCAGAUGACCAGAGCUCAGUUCCCAGCUCCCACAUCUGAAUGACUUCUGACUUCCACCAGCCCCUGCACAUACAUGACACAUACUCACAAAAAUACAGAUACACACAGGUAUCUUAAAGUACAAGUCAAUCAGAAUGCUUUUCACUAAAUCCUGUCUUGGAUACAUGGUCUGAGUAAUUUUACCAGUCUGUCCACCAGAAGCUGAGGAUCAAUGAUGCCACUGUAUUGUAAGAGCUAUUCCCUGCAAAAUAUCCACCACAGCUGCCCUACUGCCUACCUGGAACCCCUUGAGGUCUACGUAUGAAGAAAGCACACACGUUAAAAUACUGGCGCUUAUGAAUGAUGACAAAAAGGCCUAGAAUGAACUAAAUAUAAUUGGUAAUUAGUUUAACUAAAUGAUUUUAACUCAUUAGAUUAUAGUUAUCUAUCAUAAUUACCAAGAUGACAUCUGUGGCUGUUAAUAUUACACUGGCAUUCAUUUUCUCUCUCCAAGGGACAGUUAUAUUUUGAUCCCAACUAGUAUCUACACUCCUAUGCCUAGAGGGCAAAAUACUUGCACUAUUCAUUAUAGCCACAAUUACACCCCUUAACUCGCACUCAAUAAUAAUGUACUCAAUUCCUAUCACUAUUCUAGUUUCUGCAGCAUGUGAAGCGGCUGUAGGACUAACCCUAUUAGUCAAGGGAUCAAAUACAUACAGCACAGACUAUGUACAAAAUCUCAACCUAUUACAAUGCUAAAAAGUAUUCUCCCUUCCCUAUUACUUCUCUCAUUUGACUCUCAAACAAUAAAAAUGUAUGAAUUAAUGUGACCUCUCAUAGCUUCCUAGUCAGCUUACUCUCUAUAAUCUUCCUAUGACGAAGCGAUAUAAAUGACCUAAAUUUUUCAUUACUAUUUCCCAUUGAUUCACUGUCUUCCCCGCUAGUUAUUCUCAAAACAUGGCUUCUACCUCUAAUACUCCUGGCCAGCCAAAACCACACCAAAAAGGAAACAGAACUAAAUAAAGAAACUUAUAUUUCCAUACUGGUAUCUCUACAAAUUUUACUAAUUAUAACAUUCUCUUGCAAACGAAUUAAUUAUAUAUCUUAUUUGAAGCUACCUUAGUCCCAACACUUACCCAAUGAGGUAAUCAAACAGAAUGAAGAAAUGCUGGACUUCAUUUCACACACUAGCUGGACCCAGCCCAUUCCUCACUGCCCUUAUCUUCAUUCAAAACUCAACAGGAACAUUAAACUCUCUUCUCCUCCCCUUAACUUUACCUCACUCAGCCAGACACGAUCUGAUAUUUUAUGACUUGCCAGUAUAAUAGCAUUUCUCAUUAAAAUACCACUAUAGGGAGUCCACUUAUGACUUCCUAAAGCACAUGUAGAGGCCCCAAUUGCUGGAUCAAUAGUUUUAGUAGCUAUUCUACUAAAACUAGGAGGCUAUGGUAUAAUACGAAUUUCUGUAAUCCUAGACCCUAAUUAUAAACAAAUCCACAGUUGAACUAUAAUCACAACCCUAAGUUUAAAAACAGUAUUCCCACUAAUAACCAUCUGAUGAAUCCUAGCUAGUCUGGCAAACCUAGCCUUACCACCCUCAAUUAACCUAACUGGAGAGCUAUUAAUUAUAGUAUCAUUAUUCUCCUGAUCUAAUUCCUCAAUUAUACUACUAGGCACUAAUUCUUUUUUGUUGUUGUUGUUGUUGUUGUUGUUUUUGUUUGUUUGAGACAGGGUUUCUCUAUAGUUUUGGUGCCUGUCCUGGAUCUAGCUCUGUAGCCCAGUCUGGCCUCAAAAUCACAGAGAUCCGCCUGGCUCUGCCUCCUGAGUGCUGGAAUUAAAGGUGAGCGCCACCACUGCCCCGCCAGGCACUAAUUCUAAUUACCGCUCUUGCUGUAGCCAACUCCAGUAGGAGGUCUCUUAUCUAUACUAUUCUAACAACACAUUAGGAAGUACCGAAACUAAACUCUCUAGGGAGUCAACCCUAUAAACUGGCAUCAUGAAAUAAGCCUGAAUUUUAUUUUUUAUUUAUUUAUUUUUUUUUUUUUUGGUUUUUCGAGACAGGGUUUCUCUGUGCAGCUUUGUGCCUUUCCUGGGACUCACUUGGUAGCCCAGGCUGGCCUCGAACUCACAGAGAUCCGCCUGGCUCUGCCUCCCGAGUGCUGGGAUUAAAGGCGUGCGCCACCACCGCCCGGCAAGCCUGAAUUUUAAAUCUAUGCUCUCUGGGAUAUACAUAUCCAAUAUAUCUGCAUGUACUAAUCAGAUGGGCAAUCAGGUAACUUCAGUAUAUAAAAGUUUGGAAUAGCUCUGACGCUAAAUGCAAGAGUUACUUUUAUGGACUUUGCUACAUAAAAUCAGAAGAGGUUUUAGCCAACAGUAAAUAUCUGAGAGACAGUAUCUCCUACCAUCUCUUGUUGUCCAGAAACUAUCACAUCAUUUUCUGUUUGAAACAUGAUAUCCAAAAAUAUAAAACACACGGGUAAUUUUUAUUCCCCUCCCUAUAGUCCUCUCACUUGUCACCAUUUCAGUCAAUUCCCAUGCCAGUCCUCCAGGCACCUACCGAGACUGUGAUUUCAUUUCAUCCUGUCUCCUGUGGUUUGAGAGACAGGCUUCCCACCAAACUCUAAUUACUCUUACGUUUCACCAGGAAACAUCCCAGUGAGUCUUCCUUAAGAGUACAGCACACAGGGGAUCUGACGAGGGAGGACUUAACUUUUCUAAUGUAGCACCCAGGUGGGCCUCUAGCCAGCUGAAGUGAGCCAAGCAUGAGUCUGAAGUUCUAAUCCUCCAGCUUCUACUCUAGAGAAGAGAUUAUGUUACAGGCUUAUGUGACUCUACCAUCCCACUCAGGAGUGCUGGGGGUCCAGCCUGGGCCUCUAGUAUGCUCGCUGGUGCUCUCUCCCCACUAAGUUACAGCUCCAGCACUGGGACCUGCCUCAGGAUUCCAAGACCAAGUGCUCUUCUUCGUUUUCUCUCAGACUUGUAUCUUCUCACUGUUAACGAGGGCUGACAAUUCUAAUGGACAAAACUGCUGUAAGAAUCAAGGGCACCUGUAAAGCCACUCUGCAGCCCCAACCACUCUAAUCCUUUUCU